AUGUUCCCAGUAAUGUCCAACCAUCGCCUCUGGUGGGGUAGGCUUCACAGGAGAGUCUGCCUGAGCCAAGCAGUGCUGAACAGGCAGCCCUUAGAGCGCAUGCACCUCAGAGUUGGAGACCGGGCUGAGCUCAGGAGGGCCUUCACUCAGAGGGAUGUGGCCACCUUCUCAGAAUUAACAGGGGAUGUCAAUCCUUUGCACUUAGAUGAAGAUUUUGCAAAACACACCAGAUUUGGAAAGACAAUUGUCCAUGGAGUUUUGAUCAAUGGACUUAUUUCAGCUCUCCUCGGUACUAAAAUGCCAGGGCCAGGCUGUGUGUUUCUUUCCCAGGAAAUUAACUUUCCAGCCCCUUUAUAUGUUGGGGAAGUUGUUUUAGCUUCUGCAGAAGUGAAAAAGCUGAAGCGGUUCAUUGCCAUUAUUGCAGUAUCGUGUUCCGUACUAGAAAGUAAAAAGACUGUUAUGGAAGGCUGGGUUAAAGUUAUGGUCCCAGAAGCUCCCAAAUCCUGAAAUACGUCUUUAAAGAUACAAAUUCAGACAUCAGUGUUGUUAUUAUUGAAAGCCUCAGGGGAAAACAGGGAUUGCUGUUCUUCAGCAAGGACAGGCUCAUAGACCUAUACUGGGGGAGGGGAGCAGGUAGAGAAAUGUUCCAGUGUCCACUUAUGUUUCACUCUGGAUUAAAUAUAUUCAUCAUCUAUCUAGGUUUUCAACACUGAAAAAAAAAAAUAGGCAAUUUCCUGGUGGUCCAGUGGUUUCACUGCCAGGGACAUGGAUCCAAUCCCUAGUCAGGAAAGUAGGAUCCCACAAGCCAUGUGGCACAGCACACGCAUGCGUACACACACACACACACACACACACACACACACAAGUGAAUAGAGGAGAUCAGAGGUGAUUCUAAGGUUGCACAUUGUUAACCAGGCUCCCAUGAGGUGCCAUUAAAAAAGAAAAAAAAAAACUGAAAAAAGUGUUAGGAAAGUUAUCGUUUAGCUUAAUGAUCUACUUUUAGGAUUUCAGACCUAAUUAGAUUUGCAUUCAUAUAACACAAACCUACCUAUAUCUGUGUAGAAUAAGAAUUUACUAAAGUCACUGAGUUUAUAAGUAGCAAGCAUUUAAUUAUUAAAGGCAAUGAUGGAAGAUAGGUCAUCUUUGAACACCUGUCUUUUAACACUAAAUAUUGUUAGAUCCUGUUCUUCAGCAGUUUCUGAAUCAGAGUUUAUUAUAAUUUGUUACUGUUUACACCAAGAUGGUGAUUUAUUGACCCUUCAGUGUCUCUUGCCCUUCAGAUGGUUUUCCUGUCACUGGGGGAGGGCUUAUGUGCAUCUUUGGACUCAGUUCUGUAAGCUCUCUUGGUUUCAUCUAUAAAGCAGGGAUAACGACUCCAUACAGGAGUGUUGGAGAUGACAAAUACAAAUAGGUAAGCACAAGGCCCAGCCUCUAAACAGUAGCUACUGCUCUUGUCAUUCUCGUCUGUGAGCAAGGUUACAGGUUUCCUGAGUUUGGAGCUAUCUGGCCAAAAAUUAAAGAAUAGAUCAGUCUUUCAGUAUGUCAGCCAAUCGCCAUUGGUUUUCUAAACCUGGAAUAGAUCUUGAGUGCAGUUUCUGUUUUAGCAAUCUAGGUGAUUUUCUCUCUCCCUUGAAAAUAUUUUGGGGGUCCCCACCCAUUAUAUAAAUAAUACAUGCUUUUAUUAAAAUAACUGUAAGAUAAAAAAUUGAAGGAACACUGUGGUGGCCAAGUUCUUAAUUAAGAGUUGAGGGGUGUUAGAGAGGAAAUGUGCCUAAUUUGUUAUUGCUGGUCAUCCUGUACACAGCCAGCACUAUUAAGACAAGAAUCUAUAGUAGAACAUACAGGUAGUCCAUCUGUGCUCUGUGGCUUUAGAUGGUAGCUCAGACCACAGCUGGUUGCUUUGAUCAGGAAGAUAAGAUCAAAUUAAUUGGUUGCAUCUACCCACAUUUCCUAGAAAAAAAAAAUUUUCCUGCUGCUGGAUCAGUAACUAGAUUUCUUUUUAUUUGUUUACAUCAAGUGAGUGAAGUCGCUCAGUCUUGUCCAACUCUUUGCGACCCCAUGGACUUUAGCCUACCAGGCUCCUCUGCCCAUGGGAUUUUCCAGGCAAGAAUACUGGAGUGGGUUGCCAUUUCCUUCUCCAUGUUUGUUACAUCAAGGGGAUCCUUAAAACAGACUACUAGAAAGAAUUGUUCUCAUCACUAGAGGGCAGUGUUGUGUAUAAAUGAGUAGUUUAAUAUUGUACCACAUUCUAGUUUGUGUUGGUAAUGUGGAAAAUACCAAAAUCAGGAUGCAGAGCAAGGAUGCCAUUAUCAUGAGUUUCAUAAUGGGAAGCUUAUAGAGGUUCAGGUUCAUCUGAAGAAGGUGUAUGUUUAGGUGAAACAUGAUACAUGCAGAUAAUUGGAUGUCACAUUGGAAAACAAAACGGAGAACUUGAAUCACAAAAUAAACACUUGAUGCUGAGACCAUCUGUUCCUGCAGAAUUCGUUCUCUGGGACUUAAUGGCAGUCCUGAAGUAUGGGUCUGCAAGUGGAGUGUGGUGUGAUCAUUGAUACUAUAAGUUACCAUUCUUUCAAUGACAAGCCAGGUUUCUACAGUAAUUCUAAUCCUUCAGACAGUUUUAUGAAGUUACUGUUCCAUUUUAUAGGCAAGCCAUUUUAUAGGCUCUGUGACUUGCCCAGGGCUGUACAGCUAGUAUGCAGUAGAGCUGGAAUUCACAUGGGCCUGCCUGGCUCCAGAGCAUUUCUUUUCUCCAUUACCCUGUGGGUCUUAAAAUGUUCCCAUACUGGAACACUAUCAGUUUCUAUAAUAGUAUCUUAUGUUGCAUUUGUAUUUGGAACUACCAUCGUACAUAAUUUUUUUUCUAUUUAGAAUAUUCUAGAUCUUAUUCCCUGUUAAAGUUUUAAUGUUUUCCUCACUGUUACUUGAUGGCUUCUACCAAUACCUAUCGCCUGUACUUUUUCUAAGUUGAUAUUUAUUCAGUGAGUGUCUUCAGAACAGAAUUACUGAAAGAGUUAUUCUAAAGAUGAAACUGUGCAAGUCAGGCGUUGUGGGGACUUGUGUAUAUGAGAUCUGAUGGAUAGCUGAUUAACAGUGUGUAACUUAAAGUAGCUUCUCAGGAAUGUUUCCUUUUUUUUUUUUUUUUUGAUGCUCCAUAGAUGUCAUGGUCUUCUUUGAUCUUUAUAAACUGAAAGAAGAUGGAACAGAGAAUUAGGCAAGGAUUUAGGGAAACUCUGUAAAUGAUAAUUUGUUACUUUUACUCUGAGCCAAGAUUCUCAGACCACUUAUGCUUUGUUAAAGCUGACUAUAGCACAAGCUAGCUGGCUGGCUUUUUCAUUUUGAGCUCUCUACAAGUUGCCAGAAAGAGUAACACUUCUAAUGAAAGCACGAGUGACUCCCAUAUAGGAAAUCCUCUUGCAAGUAAUUGAGAAGUGGCUUUGACUGUCCAGGGUCACAAAGAGAAGUGAGUACAAAAGUACUGACUGAAAGAGCAAGGCAGAUGGUCCUAGUGCUUUCCACGGAGGGGCAUUAUAAGGCUGCAGUUCAUAGGAUGUUUGAUCGCCACAGAAAUAUAUAUCCAUCGUAAGCAAUUUCAGCCUAAUGUACUGGAAAAUUGCUUAACAGAUUUUUGUAUUUGAUUAGAAACAUUUCCACAUUGGUGAAAUGCCACUCAUUUCUUUUUCUGAGCGGUGAAUCUUAAGUAGCGGCAGGGAGAAAGCCUCCCCACAGCCACCGUUCGUCUUGCGUGUUCAGCUAGAAAAAGAAGAAACUGCUAAAGGCCCAUUGGUGCCUCUUAGGUAACCACAGGUUUCCAUUUUGUGCUGAAUUAUUAGGCAUUUUUCUUUUUAUGUUCUUAGAGCAUGAUUAAGAGACCAAUUUACUCCCAAAGAAAAUUGCUACUAAAUUACAUCUAUUACGUUUUGACAUUAAAACAUACUCUUACCAAAGGUCGACAGUCAUUGAGCGGCUGUGCCGCUCUGAAUGCGUCAUGUGCCGGCAGAGUUUAUUAACUGACUCUGCAAGUGCCGUGAAAUGACUCUGGGGCUGCACUUGAGUCUCUCCAGGGUCCCGGAUGUUUCACUCCCUUUGUCCUUGGCUUUUCUUCCUAUGGAUUACACACAGAGACCAGAAUUUUCAACAUCUUCAGAGAAAUUUUGGUUUGCAGAAAAAUCAUAAGAAAACCUAAGACAAAUGUGGACACUACAUAAAUAGAACAGAAUUAAUAGAAGGCUCCACAAACAGUCGAUUUCUAGGCCACAGUCAAUUUCUUGGGUGGCUCUUAGUGAGGCCACAGUUCACAUGACCUUAUAAACCAUGAGCAAAAUUCCUCUGCGAUGUGAUGAAAAAUUCCAGUAUGUAAGGGAAGUAAGAAUAAUCACAAGUGACUUGAAUUUUCUUUUUUUUAAUGCAGAUCAUGAAUAUUUAAAGAAAGAAAAUAAUUCUGAGUGGGGAGGCGAUGCUGCUUAGGAAGCACUGAGUGUUUCACUAGGUUCUGUGAGUUGAUUUGUAGAACAGGUGCCAGGUCUGGAAGCGUCCUCACUAAAACUCAUUAUUUUCAGUCAGUCUGGCCAAAUGUCAAGCCGUUAAACAACCUGUGGACUAUCUAAACAUUUGGCAGCAUACAAGGAUAUAAAUCUUGCUUUAUUUUCCCUUGCAGCCCUGAGUAGUUAUGUAUAUGGCAACAGAAGUACUGCAUAUCUCAUUUGCUUUACCCAGUAUGAGACUGGAAGCAAAGUAGAUUUGAUUCAGAUCAGCUCUGGACUAGGGAGUUUCUCCACAUUCACCGUGAGCCACUUCAAAAGCCAACUGGCUUUACAGACUAUCAUAGCCUAGUCUCCAGAGGAUCCAGGGAUCCAGUUAAGUCUAGGCUCUUCAGGGCACUGAUUUGGGUAGAUAAGAUUAUAAGGCUCUCUAUAGUAUUUAUUCUCAGAGGCUUCAGGCAAGAAUUCCUCGAGCACAGAAAAGCCUAGAUUGAGAGUUAGUCUCUGGCUUCAGUCCAUCAAAUACAUGAUUUCUCACUUUCAGUUUCAUUUCCUUAGUAAGGAAGAGGACAGGCUCUCCUUUGAUGACCUUUGCAACCCAGUUGUAUAAUAUUGUUAUGUUUUUUCCUAAACAUACAAGUAAAAUAUUUUUAGAGACAUUUUGAAAAGUGCAGAAAAAAUAGCAUCAUGAUUCUGUUUGCUAAAGACCUUCAGCUAAUAUUUUGGUGGGCUUCCUUCUGAUGUUUUUCCUAUGAACAUUUUAAAAUCUUGAGAUCAUAAAAUGCAUAUAUUGGGUUUUCUUCCUACUUACUGUUGUAUCUAGGGCAUUCCCCAACAUCAUUAAAUAUCCUUUGAUAAUCUAAUUUUUAAUCUUUGUAAAAUAUCUAUGAUUGUAUCACAAUUUGUCCAGUCUUCUAUUGUUAGAUACAUACUUUUGAGUGCUAUGUAUUUGCACUGAUUCUGAGUAUUUCCUUAAGAUAAUCUCCUACAGGUGGGAUUACUGGGUGAGGACAUUUCGAUGUGUGUUGUCAAAUCCCAGCUGCUAGUGCCAGACCUCUUACAUGGUUAAGUACUCAGUAAAUAAUUGUUGAGUGCAUAAAUGCUCCAAUUUAUAUUCCCCCAGCAGUAUGCAAGAAGAGCCUUGUCUCCGGUCAGCCCACAUGAUAUGAGUAAUGAUUAAAGCCGAAUUUUGGUUUCUGUGAAUCUGGUAAUGAAAUAAGUAUUUGCCUUAAGAAACAUAAGUAAAAAGUGAACCCUCCCUAAGUGAUA
Messenger RNA from Cervus elaphus (red deer), 5747 nucleotides. RefSeq names its product hydroxyacyl-thioester dehydratase type 2 (gene HTD2). NCBI's taxonomy places the organism in Eukaryota, Metazoa, Chordata, Mammalia, Artiodactyla, Cervidae. The record is from RefSeq and is a predicted model, not a curated record. Bases 1 to 507 code for a protein of 168 amino acids. The transcript has a single exon.